Molecule: messenger RNA, 1965 nt
Organism: Dicentrarchus labrax (European seabass)
Lineage: Eukaryota; Metazoa; Chordata; Actinopteri; Moronidae
Gene: aebp2
Product: AE binding protein 2
Exons: 8
Coding region: 123-1496 (457 amino acids)
Biological process (GO): regulation of transcription by RNA polymerase II
Cellular component (GO): ESC/E(Z) complex
Source: RefSeq, a predicted model, not a curated record
CACUGCAACCCCCUGCUGUGUUUUACGCUUGAAGCGGAGAGUGUGAGUGGAGGAAGAAGGGCAGCCCGGGGGCAACUUUUCGAGUGGAACAUCACAAAAAUAGCUUCUCGUGCUGUCGGAAAAUGGCUCAAAUAACGAGCGAAGGGGCCGAACAAGAUUCUCAGCCGACGUCGGACCAAAACGGCACCGGUGAAACGGCGGAAACCGGCAAGGAGGGACAGGCCGUGCCGGACCCCAAACAGAAACCGGGCGACAACAACGAGAAGAGAACAGGAAUGGACGUGAACAGUGGUCGCGGUGCGGCGGCGGAGCAGCACGGGGACAGCCCCUCUCCCGCCCCCGACUCCGACAAAGAAACAACGAUACCGACUGAAAAAGCAGACGACGGCGAAGGGGAACCCGGCGGUGAACUCUCUGAACCGGGGAAAAGUCCCGUGCAGGGGAGUUUGGCGAGUAGCACUGAUUCCGCACAAGAGGGCUCCCGGGUGCUGAAACAAGAACAAAGAGAGGGGGAGAACGUGUCCUCCUCGCCGCCCGCAGAGCGCACAAAGACCGCGGAGAAAGCCGAGCACGGCACCAAGAGGCGGGCCAGCGUGGAGCUGACCUCGUCGGAUGGAGAGCCGCUGAGUCGGAUGGAUUCAGAGGACAGUAUUGGCAGCACCCUGAUGGACAUGGAGAGCACGGCGUCCAGUGGCCGCUCCACCCCAGCCAUGCUCAACGGUCACGGCGGGGGCGUGGUGGCGGGGAGCGGCUCGGCACCCGCAGGGGGCAAGUCUCUGAGCUACACGUGCUGCUGGGACCACUGCCAGCUCCUGUUUCCCAGCAGCCCCGACCUAGCAGAACACAUCAGAGCAACGCAUGUGGACGGACAGAGAGGAGGGGUGUUUGUGUGUCUGUGGAAGGGCUGCAAGGUGUACAACACCCCGUCCACCAGUCAGAGCUGGCUGCAGAGACACAUGCUGACCCACAGCGGGGACAAGCCAUUCAAGUGCGUGGUGGGAGGCUGCAAUGCCACAUUUGCCUCUCAGGGGGGGCUCGCCCGUCACGUUCCCACUCACUUCAGCUCACAGGGUUCAUCCAAACUGUCCAAUCAGGGCAAAGUAAAGGAGGAGUCUCCAUCCAAGGCCGGCCUCAACAAGAGGAGGAAACUCAAGAACAAACACAGACGCUCCCUCCCCCGACCUCACGACUUCUUCGACGCUCAGACCAUGGACGCCAUCCGCCAUCGAGCCAUCUGCCUCAACCUGGCAACACACAUCGAGAGCCUGGGCAACGGACACAGCGUGGUGUUCCACAGCACGGUAAUAGCCAGGCGGACAGAGGACUCUGGGAAAGUGAAGGUCUUGUUGCACUGGACACCUGAAGACAUACUGCCAGAUGUGUGGGUGAAUGAGAGCGACAGACUGCAGCAGAAAACCAAGGUGGUUCAUCUGUCCAAGCUACCCACAGACACAGCUGUACUCCUGGACCCCAACAUCUACAGGAUGUUCUUCUAACCAUCUCCAGAGGAACUCCACUGUCACUUCCUGCUAAUCCAACCUCGAGGAGGAGGAUCGUCUUCAUCUCUGCGUUCCUCUUUUCCUCUCCUCCCUCUCCCAGAGGAUGCUGGGAGUUUAGUGACUUACUUGUCAUGGCUGUCUGAGGCCUCCAGUGUUCAUUAGGUGCUGAGUUUACUGAGGACAUGUAGGGGGAGAUGUUGCUUGUUUUAGGUAACAACCAUAGUGAGAACUAACUGACAGAAGUGUAACUGUAGACAGUUAGACACACGUGUAGAGAGACGCUGUCUUUGUAAAUACUUGAGAUUUGUAAUAUAUUUUUAUACUUUGAAUUUUUUUACUGGACUGUAGAUAGAUGUCUUUUUUCAGCCAAACAUUUUUAAAAUAGAUGUUUUAAAAACUGAUAAUGAUGGUCAUGUGAAUAUAGCUGGCAUUGCUCUGGUUUAAUGUCAUUAAACUUUUCCAACCA